Pungitius pungitius (ninespine stickleback) is the source of this 3719-nucleotide messenger RNA. It is a transcript of the gene kat2b, whose product is annotated as K(lysine) acetyltransferase 2B. NCBI's taxonomy places the organism in Eukaryota, Metazoa, Chordata, Actinopteri, Perciformes, Gasterosteidae. The record is from RefSeq and is a predicted model, not a curated record. Gene Ontology annotation, biological process: positive regulation of transcription by RNA polymerase II; chromatin remodeling. Gene Ontology annotation, molecular function: histone H3 acetyltransferase activity; protein binding. Gene Ontology annotation, cellular component: ATAC complex; nucleus. Bases 122 to 2500 code for a protein of 792 amino acids. The transcript has 18 exons.
ACAGCGAGACAUUGAAAAUAAGGAUGAGCGCCAUGUCUGAUCCUCCGCUGGUGGAAUAGAGCGGACGGCAGAGCGAAUAUUUCCCCGGGGCCGGGGCUCCCGUCGGGGUUCCGUGUGAAUCAUGGCCGACAACGCUGGGAUUCAGCAAGGUUCGCCGGCCAUCGGGGCAGCGGGCCUGGUUCCGGCCGCUCCUGGAGCCGGGGGGACGGAGGGCUCCGGCGCCGCUGGAGGAUCCGCACGUAUCGCCGUGAAGAAGGCGCAACUCCGCGCGUCACCUCGGCCGAAGAAACUGGAAAAACUCGGCGUGUAUUCAUCCUGCAAAGCUGAGGGAGCAUGUAAGUGCAACGGCUGGAAAAGUCAGAACCCCCCUCCGACCCCCCCACGAACCGACCAGCAGUCCAGCGCAGUCAACCUGCAGGAGCCUUGCCGGAGCUGCUCUCACACCUUGGGUGAUCAUGUAACCCAUCUAGAAAAUAUUUCUGAGGAGGAAAUGAACAGACUUUUAGGUAUUGUUCUGGAUGUGGAGUAUCUCUACACAUGUGUUCACAAAGAGGAGGAUGCCGACACUAAGCAGGUCUACUUUUCCCUCUUCAAACUGUUGAGGAAAUCCAUCGUACAGAUGGGCAAACCGAUGUUAGAAGCACAGGACAGUCCCCCGUUUGAAAAGCCCAGCAUCGAGCAGGGGGUGAACAAUUUUGUCCAGUACAAAUUCAGUCACCUUCCCUCUAAGGAACGUCAGACCAUAAUGGAACUGGCCAAGAUGUUCCUCAACCAAAUCAACUACUGGCAGCUUGAAACGCCCUCUCAGAGACGCCAGAGGGUUCUCAAUGACGAUGCAGCGGGAUACAAAGCCAACUACACCAGGUGGCUCUGUUACUGCAACGUGCCUCAGUUCUGCGACAGUCUGCCCCGGUACGAGACCACUCAGAUCUUCGGCCGGACGCUGUUGCGUUCAGUGUUCACCGUGAUGAGGAAACAGCUGCUGGAGCAGGCGAGACAGGAAAAGGACAAGUUGCCACCUGAAAAGCGCACGCUCAUCCUCACGCACUUUCCCAAGUUCCUGUCUAUGCUGGAGGAGGAGGUGUACAGCCACAGCUCUCCCAUCUGGAGCCAAGGCUUCUUGGCGGGAGCUCCAGGAGGGCAGAUACCCAUCCGCCCAGUUAUCAGUGUGUCCCCUGUGGCAAAGCCGUCGUACUACAGUCCCAGCCCCGUGUCGGUGGAACCAUCCACCUGCGGCAGUGUCAGCCCCGCCAGGAAAGCAGCUUCUGCAGCGGAGCCGACCGCAGGUGGAGAAAAGCGCAAACCCACUGAGCCUCUCCCCCACGAGGAGAGCAAGAGACCCAGAGUGGUGGGGGACAUCCCCCUGGAGCUCAUCAAUGAGGUCAUGGCAACCAUCACCGACCCGGCCGCCAUUCCAGAGACCAGUCUGCUGUCGGCUCACUCUGCUCGCGAUGAAGCCGCUCGCCUGGAGGAGCGCAGGGGGGUGAUUGAAUUCCACGUUAUUGGAAACUCCUUAAACCAGAAGCCCAACAAGAGGAUCUUGAUGUGGCUCGUCGGCCUCCAGAACGUUUUCUCUCACCAGCUGCCCCGCAUGCCCAAGGAGUACAUCACGCGCCUGGUCUUCGAUCCGAAGCACAAGACGUUGUCACUUAUCAAAGACGGCCGUGUGAUUGGAGGGAUCUGCUUUCGGAUGUUUCCCUCGCAGGGCUUUACGGAGAUUGUCUUUUGCGCCGUCACCUCUAACGAGCAGGUCAAGGGUUAUGGGACCCAUUUAAUGAACCACCUGAAGGAAUAUCACAUAAAGCAUGAAAUCCUCAACUUCCUCACUUAUGCUGAUGAGUACGCCAUCGGCUACUUCAAGAAACAGGGUUUCUCGAAGGACAUCAAGGUCCCCAAGGCCAAGUACGUGGGCUACAUCAAGGACUAUGAAGGAGCUACGCUCAUGGGCUGUGAGCUUAACCCCAGCAUUCCCUACACUGAGUUUUCUGUCAUUAUCAAGAAGCAAAAGGAGAUCAUCAAGAAGCUGAUAGAGAGGAAGCAGGCUCAGAUUAGAAAAGUCUAUCCGGGGCUUUCCUGUUUUAAGGAAGGAGUUCGGCAGAUUCCCAUUGAGAGCAUUCCUGGCAUACGUGAAACUGGCUGGAAGCCUGUGGGAAAAGGUAAGGAACUGAAGGACCCAGAUCAAUUGUACAGCACUCUAAAGACCAUCCUCCAGCAUGUGAAAAGUCACCAGAAUGCCUGGCCUUUCAUGGAGCCAGUGAAGAAAACCGAGGCCCCCGGGUACUACCAAGUCAUUCGCUUCCCCAUGGACCUUAAGACAAUGAGCGAGCGCCUGAAGAGCAGGUACUACACGACACGCAAGUUGUUCAUGGCCGACAUGCAGCGCAUCUUCACCAACUGUCGUGAAUACAACCCCCCGGAGAGCGAGUACUACAAGUGUGCCAAUUUACUGGAGAAGUUCUUUUACACCAAGAUCAAAGAAGCAGGCCUCAUCGAGAAGUAGAAAAAAAACAGCUGUAUGCAUGGAGAAGUUAGGAAUACGACUACUGAGCAGAGCGGUUGGGUUUCAGAAACACAUAUCUUAAUUUAAAAGAUGCAAACGGGUCUCAGAUCGGCACUAUUUUGAUGUUUGACGCAUGCCAACCCAGAUCCUGAGUCAGUAGCUAAGACUGAUGUUAACACUGAAAGAGUUGAAGGCUUUAUUUAGGCUGUGGCUGACAUUAAGCACAAGAGUCAUUGUGUCUUCUCAUUUCAACACAUAUCCCACGGGCCCAUGGAAACACACGGGGCAGCGGAAGGUGUAAGAAUCAUAUAUUUCAACUAGGACAGAAAACCAGUCAUUAUUUUUGAGGUGGAGAAUAAAAAGUAACAAAUAGCGACAGCUGAUUGGAGAUUGACUCCUUUCCACCUGUCUUACUUUCACCCCCUGCCUUGUUGAUUGUCUGCCUUUUCCUCUCAGCUCAGGUAGAGUUGUAAAGAGCAGUAACCACAUCUGCAUUGUAUGAAGUCGUGACUUAGUGUUACCUGUGAAGAACGGGACGGAGAGUUCCGGUUUCCUGUCCAAUUCACUUUGUUCCUGUGAGCGCGCCCGGAGUUAAUGAGGUUAAAGCUUGUCUGUGAUGAGUUGAUCCUGCCAAAAGAGGAAUACAUACUUUAAAUAUGUACAGAUUUGAAUUAUUUUAAAGCACUUAUACCAAUUGUAUAUUUAAAACGUGUACAUAACAUAUAUUUUCUGUUUCAGAACAAAAAACAAUCUUCUUUUCCCCAAUAAGCCACAUAGGGCAGUUUGACUAAUUGAAUGCACUUUUAUUAAGUAUUUGUUACUUUUUUUUUUUUUUUUUUAGAAUUGUUUUUACACAUCACCGCUGUUAGGACUAACAUCAAUUACCUACAAUUUAUUUUUAUUUAUGUUCUGUAAUUUAAAAGAAUUAUGCUUAAGACAAGGUCUUAAUUUAUUCUUUAUGUUUGUUCUGCAGAAGGAGAUUGAACUUUAUACUUUGGAGAUAUAUGAAAAGAUUGUGCAAUACGAUGUAGUUUUGCUGUUUUGUAAAAAAGUGUUUGUACUUUUCAAACUUUAGGAAAAAAAUACAUUUUGUAAGAUGUCUGGAAAAUGAUCUCAUGCUCUUUGUACAACUGGUUUUAAUGACAUAGUAUUUGCCUAUUUUAUAGCUAAUUUAGGGUCUGUAGUUUUCAACUCAAGGACAUAAAUGGUUUUCCCAGCC